GUUCAUAAAAUUAGUAUAAAUAACACCUCGAGAUUCGAAUAGACGGGAAUAAAAUCAGACCAUUUAUAUUUGAAAGUACGUUAUCAACUUUCCAGUCAUCUGUCGAAUAUCACGAGAAAAAUUCCUGGAAAACAUUCAUCCUCAUAUUUUGGAAAAUCAAUUUUUAAUAAAAGUGUCCAAUACUGAAUGGGUCGUUCAAUUUUGUUGUCGUGUCGGUGACGGAUUUCAGCUAUGAAUUUACAAAAGCUCUGGCUAGCCUCUGUACGAAUCGGACAAAGAUAAAAAAAAAGUAGAAGACUUCGAAUAAAAAAGGCGAUAUCCAAAAGGAAAAAAGGGCCAUGGGCUACGACGACGUUACAGUAGCGAUAGGCGAAUUUGGCCGCUAUCAAAAGAGAAUUUACUUUCUUUUGAGCAUACCCGCAAUGUCCGCCGCCCUUCAUUCAAUGGCUGGAGUAUUUUUAAGCGCUCAGCCGUCCUUCAGAUGCUUGCUUCCAGAGGAAAAUUUGGAAAACGCAACGUUCGAGUUACCCUCGAAUCUGACGGGGUAUCCGCCCGAUAUAUGGAGUAACGGAACCAAAGAAUUGUCAAGUUGCGAGAGUUACGUGGUUCGCUCAAAAGUUCAAAAUAAUUCAGACGCCGACACAGAAUUUCAAGCUCAGUCGAUUUUUGUGGAGAAAUGUAAUUCCUUUGUUUACGACAAAUCGAUUUUCACGCUCACCACUACCUCUGAGUUUAAUUUGGUUUGCGAUAGAGCUUGGCUGCGAGCAAUGGCCGACUCAAUUUUUAUGGUGGGAAUGAUGAUAGGAUCGAUAAUUUUCGGUGAUUUGGCAGACCGGUAUGGACGUAAGCAGAUAAUUUGCUACUGCGUAACGGCUCAGGCGGCCGGAGGAUUGCUCGCGGCUUUGGCCCCGGAACUAUAUUCUUUCAUGAUUUUUCGAGCGAUCAUAGGAUCGACUGAAAAUGGUCUGAUACUUGUGGCCUUCGUUGCCGCGAUCGAGCUGGUCAUCCCGGAGAGAAGAUUGAUGACCGGAACUGGCCUACAGUUAUUCUUCACCCUUGGAUACGCAUCAGUUGCAUUGCUCGCAUAUUUUAUCAGAAACUGGAGAUUUUUGCAGGUUGUAUUCGUCAUUCCCAGCGUGGGAAUGCUCGCUUACUGGUGGGUAAUGCCCGAGUCUGUUCGAUGGAUGCUUUCCAACGGUCGGGUGGAAGAGGCAAAAGCCGUACUUUUGAAGGCAUCCUCGGAAAAUGGAGUGGAAUUAUCUCGCGAAACAUUGGAUGGAAUGCUGAACGAAAAUAGCAGUACGAGCAAAAAAGCCGAGUCAGAAACAACGUCGAUUUAUCAUCUCUUCAAGUACCCAACCCUGAGACGGAAGACUCUUCUACUCUGCGCGAUUUGGUUUAUCAUUACGAGUGAAUAUUACGGAUUAUCUUGGGACACCUCUAGCACCGGGGGUAACAUUUACGUGAAAUUCGUGCUAGCUGCCCUCGUGGAAUUGCCUGGCCACGCACUACCAUAUUUUACCUUAGACAAAUGGGGGAGAAAGAUCGUCCUCUCUGGCUGCAUGUGUCUCUCCGGCUUCGUUUUACUUUCCACACAAUUUGUUCCGAAUGACAUGACGUGGCUGACGAUACUUCUGACGAUGAUGGGAAAAUUUGCGAUCACCGCGGCGUUCGACGUAAUAUUCAUUUUCACGGCGGAGCAGUACCCGACUGUGAUCAGGAACACCGGUGUCGGAGCCUGCGCCACUUGGGGAAGAAUAGGUGGAAUAGUAGCACCUAGCAUUUUAUAUUCGUCUGUCGUUUGGAGAUCUUUGCCCCUGGUGAUUUUUGGUACUGGUUCGGUGAUAGCCAGUGUCCUGACACUGUUUCUCCCGGAAACUUUGAAUCAAAAAUUACCCGAUACAAUCGAAGAAGGAGAACGACGUGGAAGGUCACUCCGCGCUGAACAUCAUGUUAUUAAUUUGACAAAAUCAGAUGAAGCGAUGCGCCUGCAGAGUGACGAGAAAACUAAACUGCAAUCCAUCAGUUGAGAUGCAAAGAGAGUUGGCUUGGCAAGGCCGUAUUAUUUCAAUGUAAUGGAAUGGAUAUCGAAUACGGACUUCAUUGCUUAAUGAACGUUAGAAAAUCAGUUAGAUUACGUUUGUUCGAUGAAGAGAGUAUAGGCGUGAUUCGGAUACUGCUAUGAUUACGAAAGGAAAAAAUUUAUUUACAUCGUAUUCGUUAAUCUUCAUUUGUCUUUUACAAUAAAAAUUCAUUAUUUUGAUGAAGACAUGCCAGCAUA
Messenger RNA from Athalia rosae (coleseed sawfly), 2281 nucleotides. Its product is annotated as organic cation transporter protein-like. The transcript has 8 exons. Gene Ontology annotation, cellular component: membrane. Gene Ontology annotation, biological process: transmembrane transport. Gene Ontology annotation, molecular function: transmembrane transporter activity. Lineage: Eukaryota; Metazoa; Arthropoda; Insecta; Hymenoptera; Athaliidae. The record is from RefSeq and is a predicted model, not a curated record. The coding region runs from base 339 to 2030 and encodes 563 amino acids.